Messenger RNA from Rosa chinensis, 1089 nucleotides. RefSeq lists its product as uncharacterized. The coding region runs from base 1 to 1089 and encodes 362 amino acids. Lineage: Eukaryota; Viridiplantae; Streptophyta; Magnoliopsida; Rosales; Rosaceae. The record is from RefSeq and is a predicted model, not a curated record. The transcript has a single exon.
AUGUCCGGCAUCUUCCGUCUCUCACAAUGGCGCCAGGAUUUUCGCCCAGGUAACUCUUUCCCUAAUAUACAUGCUCAAAUUUGGGUACGAAUUAUUGGGCUUAGCCAAGAAUACUGGCACCCACAACGUUUACUUGAAAUUGGUCGUGGAGUUGGGACUCCAUUCCAACUUGAUAAAGCCAACAAAGAACAGGCUUUUGGUUAUUUUGCUCGCAUUCUUGUCGAUGUUGAUCUUUCCGAGGACCUACCCAGUUCACUUAUGGUAGAGCGAGAAGGUCAUGAAUUUCCAGUUGAGCUUAUUUUCGAAAGCUUAUGCUCACACCGUGGUGCUCUUGGCCAUAAUGCUAGCACUUGCCAUUCUCUAAAGAAAAGCUCUGCAGUCUUUGAGCAAGUAACCAAACCAGAAUCCCAGGGCCAACAGAAAUCCAUUGCUGGACAGUAUCGUCAAUUGUAUAGACCUGAAAUGGGCAUGCCUCCACAAUCAGUUGUCGCCACUGAUAGUCCGGAGAAGUUAGCUAAUAAUGAGGCAAUGAUUGAAGAUUCUAAUGGCAUUGGCCACAGAGUGGCAACAGAGGAAGUUUCUCCUGUGCAUGAACCUAUCAUUGCUCACAGCAUUGAUCGUGUUAUGGGACAACCUAUUCUUUCUGCUAUGGAGGAUCCGACUUAUGUCAAGGAACGUGUUAAUUAUGUCACAUCAGAAGCUCCCACUUAUGUCAGCAAUUCUUUGACUUCCUCUAUACCAGGGAUUGAUCUAAUGGUUGAAGUGCCACCUCAUGAGAGGCAAUCUCGAUCUGACGAUCACAAUGCUAGUCUUCCCUACCUUCCUAGCUUCACACCAGUCGCAUCCCCAAGUUUGGGGGUUUCAUCUUCUCGGCCAUUACUACCUCCUACAGCCCAAAGGGACUUCAAUUUAGUUCAAUCUUGGAUGUCUGGGACUGAGUUCAAUAAUGAAUUUAACUUGGAGCAAUUGGGAGAUAAUAAAAUCCUCUCUCGUUCACAUAGGAAAUGUUUAAGGAAGAAGAUACGAGAGCAGUUGCUCAGGAAUCCAAACCCCUCUAUUGAUGGGGUCCCUUCACAUACUUCUCAAUGA